GAUUGCUGCUGGACGAUAAGUGUUGAGCUUGUCAAUUCACUGUGGAUGGAUGGAACAAUCAGUGGGAGAGUCUAUAUUAGCAGUGGGGUCUAGCACUGAACAAUAAUAUAUACCAUUCUAGGCUGGAUUUAACUAUUUUCUAAUGCUUUAAGAUAUUACGUGUGUGUUUAAUUUCGUCAAAGUUGGCUUUGGUAAUAGAUUUCCAAUGUAAAAUGUCUAAGAUUAUUUUUAUUUGUUAAAUAUUUUUUCAACCUAAAGCUUUACACAAAAUUUUAAGUAAUUGCAUUUGUUUUUAAACAAAAUUUGUAAGUGAUUUUUCAUUUCAAUAAACUUUUGGAGAUAUGCACAAGUCAACACCAAUGGGGGCCACGUGGUUGUCCAACCUUUCGGACUUCCAAGUUCAGGCCAUCGAGGGACUGAAUGUCGCCCUCCAGGACGACGAAGCUGUGGGAACUGUGUACCGAACCCGGUUCUGCUUGAGCCAGCUGGGGGUCAGGCCGAUGGUAAAGAGGCGUAUGUUGCACAAGCUGAUCCUAGCUUGCCGUGGCAGCGACCUGGCCUUUCUCUACUUCCUGCUGGAAGCCUGUUACAAGGCCGCUGGCUUCGAGUACAGCGAACGCAUCAUUAUGUCGGCCAUCACCUACCUGGACCUGGAAAUGACGAUACGCGAGUUGGAUCGCAUUUUGCCGCCGGGCGUGGAGCAGAUAAGCCGCAGAUCAACGACGAUUGCGAGAAAAUUCAUCUUUUCACAGCCCUCAAGUCUCACUGUUCCUCAACAGCCCUCCAAGCCGAAGCCCGUUCGCUCCCCCUAUUUCAUGCCGCUGCCCAAGCCGAAGGUCCGUCUGGCCAACAACUUAUCCAGCCGACCGCCUCGCCACGUGGUCACCUUUCCCUUUUGGCCGGCGGGUGAGCGGCCCAGUUAUAAUGUAAACGAGGAAAGCCGCUGGUUCGCCAAUUACAAGUUCCAGCCCGUGCGGCGAAUGCUCUUAGGGAUGCUGGAUGAGAUCAUGACCGAGUACUGGACCCAGGUGGGUGCAUCAAAAGUCGACGGUGAGGCUCUCCUGUGUGAAUUUCACAAGGAGGCGCGGCGCCAGGAGCAGCUGGUCAAAGAUGCGGCUUUGGUUAAAGCUCAUCAGCUCUGUCUAUCGCUGGUGGACACUACAACGCGCCAUGAUGAAGCCUUAAAGAAACGCAUUGUGGCGCAGCUGGACAAAGAUAUCGAGAAUUGCACCCUGCGCUGGCAGCGACUGCGCCAGCGGCACCUCACGGACGUGACGCUCCUGGAGGACCAUGACCAAAUGUGUGCAAUGGGGAAGGUGCCCACGGCCACUGAGUCGAACAAGGUUAAGUACCUGUUCCACGAGGAGGACAUUGCUAAGCUGAAUAGUUCGCCCACGAUGGGAGUUCACGUGGUCACCGGCCAAAACACCAUCAGUCAAUUAAGCACAGUGCGGGUCUCGGAUCCAAGCGACGAGGCACCCUGCCCAAUAGAGCCGAACGAGGAGAAGCCGGCCAGGUGCCCGCCCAAGCUUUUCGGUCAAAAGAAGCCCAAGCGACGGGUGAGCAUGACGCCAAAACCAGCUGAGGCAGAGCGACCGACGAAGUGCAAGAAGCCCUCGAAUCAGGGCCGCUUUUUUGAGGGGCCUCGAGAGAUCGGCCCCUUCGUGUUUCACUACCACGAGAUCCCGCCGAAGGAGCAAAAUCUAGCACCCAGGGACGUAAUUUGGCGGCAGAUCAUCCGAUCGCUUAGAAAGUCGGCAGGCAGCUUCCCAUCCAGCGAAGAUGUUUACAACGCGCGGAUACAACCGCGGGAACAAGUAGUGGCCGCUAUCGUCCAGUGUGCGGAAGGUAUGUGGUUUGGAUCUCUGGAGGCCCACCAGCGAAGUCAAUAUUCCGAUCUGGAGCAGCCUGACCCUAAACCAUCUUGCGAAGAGAAGACCGCCCUGGAAUGGACCAAGGAAAUAGAGCGCUUUGACCCGGACAAUCUCGAGCAGAUGAAACGUCUGCUCCGGGACGCAUUUGCCAUACUGCGCCAGGAUCCGCGGUGUGUCUUUGCCUGUUUUCCCAACGCUCACGAGUCAACCGUGGUUCUAGAGUGGAUCAAGAGGCGAUACGGAAAGACGUACAGCCAUAAGGAAAUCAACCGGGUGGUACGGCAAAGUCUGCCCUUGUUCUUUAAAUUGGAGCACAAGCUUAAAAUAGUACCCAAAGUCGAAACCAAAGGCAUUAGCAACCGCAAGUACACCUACGCUCAACAUGCCAGUGCAGUGAAGCUGGCCAAUGAGAUAAAGGCCGACUAUAGCGAGCCGAUUAGUAAGAAGAUCCUCAGCGUGGUCCGCGACUGCUUGAAGGCCAUGGAUCCACACCUGCUCACAAGCUCCUCCAUGCUAAAAAGCUUCUAUGCCUAUCUACCCGUUCGGUAUGCGGACAUGAUGCGUUAGGAAGCUCUACCGGUCCCCAGUCCGGGGACUAGGGAAAGCUAUAAAUUUUACAUAUUUAACAUAAUCUGUUAUUGAUUUUUAAGUAUUUUAACGUUUUAAGAAUUUGACAUUACAAAAAGAAUAUAAAGUAAUAUUUAA
This is a messenger RNA of Drosophila kikkawai, 2579 nucleotides long. RefSeq names its product short spindle 5 (gene ssp5). The record is from RefSeq and is a predicted model, not a curated record. Lineage: Eukaryota; Metazoa; Arthropoda; Insecta; Diptera; Drosophilidae.